AUGGACUACGGCUACUCCACCACCUCCUACGGCGCCCAAGGCGGAGCCUCCGGCGGCGGCUUCAUGCCGGGCUCGCAGUCCGCCAACGACAACAGCGCAACCAAACGCACCGGCUACGGCAAAGACACCCUCCGGCCCGUCACCAUCAAACAACUCCUCGACGCGCACCACCCACACCCCGACGCCGACCACUUCAUGGUCGACGAUACCGAAAUGACCCAAGUCACCUUCAUCGGACAAAUCCGGAACAUCUCCACGCAAACGACCAACGUGACGUAUAAAAUGGACGACGGCACGGGGAGUAUUGAAGUCAAAGUGUGGAUUGACGCGGAAGCGUUUGAGCCCGCGGAAGGAGGAGGAGGAGGAGGAGGGAAGCAGAAACCGGUGGAGCAGGGGUAUGCGCGGGUGUGGGGACGACUGAAGGCGUUUAAUAAUAAGCGGCACGUCGGGGCGAUUAAUGUGCGGCCGAUUCAGGACUUCAAUGAGAUUUCGUAUCAUUUGCUGGAGGCGACGGUGGUGCAUUUGCAGCUUACCAAGGGGCCGCCCGGAGGAGGCAACGAGGGACAACAACCGGGUGCGAACGGGUAUGGACAACAACUGGCGCAGCAGAAUGGAGGUGGUGGUGGGGGAGGGGAUAUCUCGGGGGUGAGUGCGUCGGCGAGAAAGGUGUAUUCGUGUUUGAAGAGUACGCCGCAGACGAAUGAGGGGUUGCAUGCGCAGGAUAUUGCGGGGAGGGUGAAUAUGGAGUUGAGUGAGGUGAUGAAGGCGGGGGAUGAGUUGUUGGGGUUGGGGAGGGUGUAUACCACGGUGGAUGAUGCGACGUGGGCGAUUUUGGAGAUUUGA
Molecule: messenger RNA, 843 nt
Organism: Zymoseptoria tritici IPO323
Lineage: Eukaryota; Fungi; Ascomycota; Dothideomycetes; Mycosphaerellales; Mycosphaerellaceae
Exons: 2
Coding region: 1-843 (280 amino acids)
Biological process (GO): DNA replication; nucleotide-excision repair; double-strand break repair via homologous recombination
Cellular component (GO): site of double-strand break; DNA replication factor A complex; chromosome, telomeric region
Molecular function (GO): DNA binding
Source: RefSeq, a predicted model, not a curated record